CCAAAUCAGGCACAGCCAAGAAAAUGUUGCACUUUGAGAUUUCCAAGGAAGGCAGUGAAUUAUCAGUGGUGGAACAUGCUGAAGUGUGGCUUUUCCUGAAGGUCUCCAAGGCCAACCGCAGCAGGACAAAAGUCACCAUCCGCCUGUUUCAACAGCAGCGGCAGCCAAAAGGCAACUCUGAAGGAGCAGAAGAUAUGGAGGACGGGGGGCUGAAAGGUGAAAGGAGUGAGACUUUGAUUUCCGAAAAGGCGGUGGACACUCGUAAGAGCACUUGGCACAUCUUUCCUGUCUCCAGCAGCGUCCAGAGGCUCCUGGACCAAGGCAAGAACUCUCUGGAUGUGCGGAUUGCCUGUGACCUGUGCCAAGAGUCUGGAGCCAGCCUGGUGCUACUGGGCAAGAAAAAGAAAAAGGAAGAUGACGGGGAAGGGAAAGAAAAGGAAGCCGGAGAAGUCACAGGAGAAGAGGAGAAGGAGCAGUCACAUCGCCCCUUCCUGAUGAUGCUUGCCCGGCACUCAGAGGACCGCCAGCACAGGCGGCGGAGACGAGGCCUGGAAUGCGAUGGCAAAGUCAACAUCUGCUGCAAGAAGCAGUUCUUUGUCAGCUUCAAGGACAUAGGAUGGAGUGACUGGAUCAUUGCACCUACAGGUUAUCACGCCAACUACUGCGAAGGAGAGUGCCCCAGCCAUAUAGCAGGCACAUCUGGUUCGUCGUUAUCUUUCCACUCCACUGUUAUCAACCAUUACCGCAUGCGGGGCCACAGCCCCUUUGCUAACCUCAAGUCGUGUUGCGUGCCCACCAAGCUGCGGCCCAUGUCCAUGCUGUACUACGACGACGGCCAGAACAUCAUUAAGAAAGACAUACAGAACAUGAUUGUGGAGGAGUGUGGCUGUUCAUAGACACGAGUGUGCACAAGACCCUUCUCAUUAAGUUGAGAAGAAAAGGUAUCAAAAGCCCAAGAAAAGGAAAGACUGGACAUGGUAUAAACUUUUUUUUUUUGAAUGAAACAAUCAUCAGAAAUAAAAGCAAAAACAAAAGAGAGAAGAAAGAAAAAAAGA
This is a messenger RNA of Eurypyga helias (sunbittern), 1055 nucleotides long. RefSeq names its product inhibin, beta A (gene INHBA). The record is from RefSeq and is a predicted model, not a curated record. The transcript has a single exon. Gene Ontology annotation, cellular component: extracellular region. The coding region runs from base 24 to 896 and encodes 290 amino acids. Gene Ontology annotation, molecular function: growth factor activity; cytokine activity; hormone activity. Gene Ontology annotation, biological process: BMP signaling pathway; SMAD protein signal transduction. NCBI's taxonomy places the organism in Eukaryota, Metazoa, Chordata, Aves, Eurypygiformes, Eurypygidae.